CCCUAACAUCACUAUCGACCUGCCCUUUACAACCCCUAGCCCCACUCUCAUCCCCACCACCAAGCCGCUACCCAAUCAACAUACUCAAACAUCUAAACCACCGGAUUUGGCAGCCACCACCACGGUAACUUACCAUGAAUUUGCCAGGAAUGCAGAAGCUGCUGCUCAGGGACGACAAGGAGAGGGUGGUACUCAAUGCAGAGACAGAAGCUCUUCUCCACAUCGCGACCGUAUGGUGGGCGGAAGGAACGAGCAUGAAGAUAAAGAUAAACGAGGCUAUCGGAGGAGAUCAGUAUCGGUACCACGUGAAGCUCCAUCCCUUGUGGAAACCACCAGCAUACCGCAUGAGGAUUCUUAGGCUUCUGGACCUUGGUAACAGAUUUUCUUUGGACGAUAAUUUCUUAAUGCCCAGUUUCAAUAUUUUGCUCUGGAACUGUAGAGGUGCAGGUAAUGACAACUUUAAGCACCAUUUUUCUGAGCUUGUCCGAAUGCAUAAGCUUGAGAUCGUGGGCCUCCUUGAAACAAAAAUUACUUUCAGGAAAAUGGGGCUCUUUUUCAAAAACUUGGGUUUCUCCGGUUCGGCUUAUGUGAACCCCAAUGGUAGAGCUGGAGGAAUUUGGCUUGUAUGGGAUACCUCCAAGGUAUCCAAAAACAUUACCCAUGCCUCCUCUCAAGCUAUCCAUUCUGAGAUCACGAAGGAUGGCUUUGAGGAUUGGGUUCUUACUACUGCUUAUGCCAGCCCUAACCCCAAAAAUAGAGAAAUUAUGUGGGAAGAUAUGGAAGUCCAAGCCCACAGCAACAAUAAACCUUGGCUGGUGGCGGGCGAUCUAAACGACACACUAAAUUCUUCUGAAGGUCGUAGCUUUUCAGUGGAUACUAACUCUAGCCAAAGACGAAGAUUUGCCGACCAUGUCAAUAACUGCAACCUGGUAGACUUGGGGUUCUCAGGCCCCAAGUUCACCUGGAACAAUGGGAGAAAAGGUAUGGCAAAUGUCCAAAAACGUCUUGACCGUGCUCUCUGUAAUGAGGAAUGGCGAAAUCUUUUUCCAGAAGGACAUCUAAAGUUGAACACGGAUGGCUGCUUCUAUGAGUCCACCAAUACGGCUGGCUUUAGAGGAGUGAUCAGAGAUAGCUCGGGGAACUGGAUCCUAGGUUAUUAUGGCAAAGCAACCUGCACCAGCAGCUUGGAAGUAGAGAUAUGGGCUAUUUACAGAGGUCUCACGAUCAUUUUGGAAAAGGGCAUGUCAAAUGUUACCAUAGAGUUUGAUUCGAGCGUGGCAGUUGGUUUUUACAAUGAAGGACCACCUGUUGAUCACCCUCACCGUCAUGUAGUUGAAGAAGCUCGAAGAAUUGCGGCCUGGACAAAUUCAUCGGUCGUCCACAUCUAUCGUCAAGCCAACCAAACUGCCGAUUGCCUAGCCAGACUUGGAUCGCAGCAGAAUCAAAAUUUAGUAGUCUCUAGCUCCAUUCCUUUUGCAGUUAGGGAAUUUGCCUUGGCCGAUGCUAUGGGUGUUGGCCAUCUUAGGAUCUAG
Rhododendron vialii is the source of this 1532-nucleotide messenger RNA. RefSeq lists its product as uncharacterized. Lineage: Eukaryota; Viridiplantae; Streptophyta; Magnoliopsida; Ericales; Ericaceae. The record is from RefSeq and is a predicted model, not a curated record. The coding region runs from base 135 to 1532 and encodes 465 amino acids. The transcript has 2 exons. Gene Ontology annotation, molecular function: nucleic acid binding; RNA-DNA hybrid ribonuclease activity.